UGUCAUGACUAAAUCUAUGUUGUUAUUUUAACGGAAGCAUGGGUGGACUACAGUAACUAUAUUACCCAUGGGUGACGUGGACUGUGAGCUGAGCUCAGUAACAGCAGAGAUAAGGGAAAAAGUACUAACUUCUCUCUGGUAACAGUCACCUAUCAACUAUCUGGUAAUACCAAUUAAAAUAAGAUAAAACCGGACCCAGGCAAAAUAUCACAUCCCCGAAAAUCAUACCGUUACGUAUAGACAGACUAUAUAACACAAACAUGUUCUGAGAUGCAAGCUUUCUGCUUCCCAAUGAUCAAACAUGAAUAAUACAGGCAUAUUCCAAUUCAAAAUCAAAAACCUAAUCCUCUAACCACUGAAGAACGAUGUUCUCCACUCCGUGCUCUAACCUACGUUUUGGCUUUUUAGGUUAUGUCUAUAAUUAUACAGCUUGGCUGUACGUCAGCUUGUGAUUUUCGGGGAUGCAAUAUUUUGAAUAAAAUCUCAAUUUUCCUCCUCGAGGAAGUGGGUAACCGAACUGAUCACUAUACGUUUCCUGGAUUAAUGUCGCCUGAUAUACGUUUCAAUAUUUCCAUUAUGAGCAAAAAUUCUCCUUUGUAAAACAUUAUUAAUCACAAGUAUUGAUCAUUUUCGUUCAUAUAGACUACAGUUUUAUUUGUGUUUAAGAAAUAUUUUCUUCAAAGAAUUUUCUCCACUUUGAUUUGAAUUAUUUCAUCUUGUGAACAAAACGUGCUUAUACUAAUUAUGAAUAGAGUAUGUAAAUAUUUUCCCGUUAUUCUGAUCGUAUUUACAGGGCCCGUGCAAACAACACACACACCAAUUGAAAUGACAAUAAAAUCUGAAAAAUCAAGUGGGACAAAAUCCUGUCGGUUACCAUCAGCACCGAACACAAUCUAUUUCCAGAAGGUGUCUGCUUCAGAAAACAAAAAGCAGAUUUUAGCUCCGAAUUCAGCAGUGAGAGGGAAUGCAACAGUGGUGCACCUCGAAUGCCGUGAUAAAGUGAGACAGAGUACCUCUUUCCAAGGAGAAUAUUACAUGGUCUGUUAUGAUGGCCAAUGGUUCCCACCUAAUAAUGUGUGCAUUAAGUUUUGUCCGGCUUUGAGUUUUCCAAACUCAAUGUUUAAAUGUUACCUUAAAAAUGAACGAGUAUCUUGUGAAGAGAAGAUUCUGCCAGAAACAAGGGCUGAACGAACAUGCAUAUCUGGCCACAUUGACCAGUCCAAAACCUCAAAAAAUAUCUGCAAAGAGAAUGGGGAAUGGAAACACAACUUUGCUGAUUGUUUUCUUGGCCACGGAGUACUAGCAAACAUCACUGGAGCCAUUGAAACGCUGUUGAAGAGUGGUUGAAGUGUUGAAGUCGUGAACUCUUCGGUGAAAAGUCAUCCAAUGCCAUCAAACAUUCAACCCUCUCUCUCUUUCUGAUGUUAAGGAAAGCAAAGCAGGAAAGAAUAAUUUCCUAAACCAAUUCAAGAAAAUUUCUUUUACUUCUCAAAUAGUUGCGAAUAUAUGACCAUAUAAAA
Nilaparvata lugens (brown planthopper) is the source of this 1520-nucleotide messenger RNA. RefSeq lists its product as uncharacterized. The coding region runs from base 745 to 1347 and encodes 200 amino acids. The transcript is spliced from 5 exons. The record is from RefSeq and is a predicted model, not a curated record. Lineage: Eukaryota; Metazoa; Arthropoda; Insecta; Hemiptera; Delphacidae.